Pediculus humanus corporis (human body louse) is the source of this 549-nucleotide messenger RNA. RefSeq lists its product as uncharacterized. Gene Ontology annotation, cellular component: mitochondrial intermembrane space. The coding region runs from base 1 to 549 and encodes 182 amino acids. NCBI's taxonomy places the organism in Eukaryota, Metazoa, Arthropoda, Insecta, Psocodea, Pediculidae. Gene Ontology annotation, biological process: positive regulation of tyrosine phosphorylation of STAT protein; maintenance of protein location in nucleus. The record is from RefSeq and is a predicted model, not a curated record. The transcript is spliced from 5 exons.
AUGACUUGUAUUGUUUAUGAAAACUUUAUUUGUUUAAAAGGUAGUGGAGAUGGUCAAUUUUCCGGUGAAUAUUGCGAUGACGGUUACAGUGACGAUGAAAACGACACAAAUAUUAUAAAUAAUAAAAAAUUAGAUGGUGAAAAAAGUGAUUUUACAUUUGAUAAUGUUGUCGGUCAUUUGGAAGACAUGUUAAUAGAUGAAAAUUUUUUUAAACUUCAAAAUGGCUUUUUAGAAAGAUAUUGGAAUCAAUUUGAUGAAAAUGAAGAGAACAAACACAUUUACAUGACAAUAUUUACUGAAUAUACAAAUGAAAUCGAAAAUUUUAUUUCAUUGUAUUUAAAUGAAAGAAUUAUUAAUUUCGACAUGAAUGCAUUCGCUGCAGAACUCGAAAAAAGAAAAGAACAUUUGGAUGGUGAAGUUUUUGAAGUUUUACUCACAUUAUCAGAUUUUAAAGCAUUUAAAGAAAUUUUUAUAGAUUAUCGAUUGAUGAAAGAAGGCAAAACUGUAGAUUUAAGCAAAUCUUUCAAUAUAUCAUCUGUUCCACUGUGA